GCAGGAGCCCAGGGCUGCUGUCUCACCUUUGCUCCAGCGCUGACUCAGGCUCCCACGUGUCCCUUUACGCAAGAGCCCUGCUGGCAGGGGACUCUGGCCGGGCGGCCCCCGCUGGCCUGGCCCUGGCUAAAGGGCAGGACCAGCCCCUGUAAAGGCAGCGGUGACAGAGCUCAGGCUCAAUUCUGUCACUGGGAUUGCCAGAGGGGACAUCUGGAGCAGACGGGAGCUGAAAGCAGCGGAAGAACCCCUGGAGCGGAGUUGGACGUGCUGGUGGGAACACCUCUAGAGCUGACAGGAACCACUGUCCUUCCUCCCCGCAGGCUGCUCCGUGCUCCUUGGAAGAUGGACUACGCCAAAUCCCUGAGCCAGCGCCUGGCUGCCCCCGUGUCCAAAUGUGUCUCAGCCAGCGCCUCCAUGACCCAGCAGCUGUUGGCAGGCCCGGCCCCACGGCCCCGGCCCUACCGUGUGUGUAACGGGGACCGCAGCCUGCGCAAGGGCGUCAUGGCCCCCAGCCUCGCCGAGCUGCUGUGCCAGGCCCAGAGCGCCCUGGCCCUGCCCGCGCCCAUCGCGCUGGUGCUGGAUGAGGACGGCACGGCCGUGGAGACUGAGUCCUUCUUCCGGACCCUGGAGGAGGGCACGGCCCUGAUGGCCCUGAGCAAGGGGCAGACCUGGACUGCCCCUAAGACACGUGGCUACCAGGUGGGCCUGUCCCGCAAGCCCCCGCGCAGGAUCGACGUCGCCUGCGUCACCUUCGACCUGUACAAGACCCACCCGAAGGACCUGGGCUGCCUCAACGUCAAAGCCACCCUGUAUGGCACCUACAGCAUGUCCUACGACCUGCGCUGCUACGGGGCCCGGCGCCUGGUGAAGGAAGCGCUGCGCUGGGCACUGUUCACCAUGCAGGCCACGGGCCACGUCCUGCUGGGCACCUCGUGCUACAUGCAGCAGCUCCUGGAUGCCACCGAGGAGGAGCAGAAGGAAGAGGAGAAGAGCUCGCUGCCCCUGCAGAACCUCCUGCCCUGCAGCCUCCCUGCCCUGCCCUGCAGCCUCCCUGCCCUGCCCUACAAGAAGAUGUCACAGUGAGGCUGGCUGGCCUGGCCUGUCCCCUCCGCUGUCCCCCCAACCCUUGGGGGUCCCAGCACCCUGCUAGGUCAAUGCCUGGGCAGAGGCUGCCACAGUGCCUGGCACAGCCUCUCCUUGCACUCCGCUGGCUGAGUGUGGCCAAAUCUGCUCUGGAAUAGCUGCUGCUCUGUAAAUAUAUUUAUUUAAGUAAAGUUCUCCUGAAUUCA
Molecule: messenger RNA, 1289 nt
Organism: Haemorhous mexicanus (house finch)
Lineage: Eukaryota; Metazoa; Chordata; Aves; Passeriformes; Fringillidae
Gene: CIDEC
Product: cell death inducing DFFA like effector c
Exons: 5
Coding region: 343-1083 (246 amino acids)
Biological process (GO): regulation of apoptotic process; apoptotic process
Source: RefSeq, a predicted model, not a curated record